AGUAGACUGUCCCUAGACAGAUGUGUUUCGCAAUAACAUGUGACGUGUUUAAUUCAUUUCCUCGUUCAUAUUGCACAACACAAUCACCAUAUGAAUCGUCAAUCGAUGAAAUUCCACCGAGUGCAUAAUUGCAUGAGGAAAAAUAGUGUAUGCACGAGGAACACUAGGAAACGCUUCCCCGUAUAUUUAGAAUAGAAUAAACGCCGGUUUCAGGCCCUGACAUUCCAUUCGCAUCGUUACUGUCCAUGAAGUUCUCCAAAUACGGCCGGAAUAAAUACAGAAGGGAAUGCUGGGAUAAUAGAGUUGAGAACCAUUGGUGGAUCGUAUCAAAUGGCCUUGGAAAAGUAAUAUAUGCACAUUCGUGGAUUUCAAGUUUGGCAGAGGAGUCAACAAAAGUUUAUAUUUUUUUUUAAUUGUCACGCUCUUCCUCGGCAUUCUCGUACCUGUGAAACAUGUGACAUUGGAAAUGUCAGGGCGUUACCCGAAAAUUUUUACCUCGUUGACGUGUGCAUCGUUGACGUCGCACUCCCUGGGAUAAGAAUCCCAGGGAGUGCGUGGGCAGCCUUAUGUGCAUGCUCAGGGACUAUGGGGUAGAUUGACCAUCGAUUAUUCACUUCCCCUGGCUCUGAACUGCAGCGCAAAAAUAAAGUGCAACCAGCGGUUUCUAGACAGUAAAGAAACCAGCAGAGAUAAAUCCCGUGACGCGGUACAUUAACACGAAUUGUCAAGUAAUUAAUUGCCAUGGAAAACAAACAAGCGCCACCACCAGGAUUCGUUCCACCUCCGCCAUAUACAGCUGGACCACCACACGCCGCUGCGCCUGCACCAGUCAUAAUGGUUCAGCACGUCGCUCUAGGCCCCGAGUCCCAAAGGAUGGCAUGUCCUCAUUGUCAUGCUGACAUUUCCACGCGAGUCGAGAGCGAGUCGAAUACUAAAACUCAUUUGUUCGCACUUCUUCUCUGUUUAAUUGGAUGUUGGCCAUGUGCUCCAUGUCCCUAUUGCAUGGACUCUUGCCUCGCCAAGAAACAUUACUGCCCGGCCUGCAAUUCCUACAUCGGCCAGCAUGAGAAUUAAUAAAAACACUCCAAAAAACGAAGUAACAAAAUACCAGAAGAAUGCAACAGAAUUUAUAAAAGUGUAUUUACAUUAAGUUUAUGUACGAAUUGUUGUACCUUCGUACUUGAUAUACCCUCGCCAGUGUACAGCGUUUUUUCAAAAUGAUAUACUUUUUAUAAUUUGCUUUACAUUUUUUCCAUCACCACAAAAUGAUAAAAAAGCAAACACAAUGCUUAAAAUAUGCUCGGGAUUAUUGUCCUUGAUAUCUAGAUGUGAUUCUUGAAUUAAAUUUUUUCAAAGUAUUUCGUAAAUAAUGGUAUGGAACUACAAGGAUUUUGUGAUUGCAGCAAGUGCACUCUAGUGAUUGGAAAGAAUAUAAAAUUAAUCGUAUAAAAGAAGAUGAAGAUUACUCCUGUUCGAGAUAUGAAGAAUUAUUUAUCGCAUUUUUUGACAAUUUACUUUUUACAGAUGAUUGUAUUGGAGAGUAUUCUAUUCCAACUUCCACGAUAAAUCGGUGUACUGAAAAAGUGGCGUGUUGCAUUGGUAGUUCAGAGAUAAAUGUGAAAACGUUGAUAAUUGUACAGCAGGAUGAAGAGUAAUAAAUGAUCGUGAAACGAGUGAAUAUUACUCAGGGCCAUCUUUGCAUUGUGCUUUCGUCUUGUAUAACUGAUUAAUGUCGCUAUUUUUAUUGUAAAGUUCAUGUUUUUCUCGCAAUGGAAUUAUCAGGAUUGCCUUAUUGAGAAUCGUGAUGGUAUUUUACGUUUGUAACAGUUGGCUGAAAGGAAAUAAAAAAUUAUUUUCUAGAUAA
Molecule: messenger RNA, 1864 nt
Organism: Diachasmimorpha longicaudata
Lineage: Eukaryota; Metazoa; Arthropoda; Insecta; Hymenoptera; Braconidae
Product: lipopolysaccharide-induced tumor necrosis factor-alpha factor homolog
Exons: 4
Coding region: 742-1074 (110 amino acids)
Molecular function (GO): zinc ion binding
Source: RefSeq, a predicted model, not a curated record